Molecule: messenger RNA, 9138 nt
Organism: Coregonus clupeaformis (lake whitefish)
Lineage: Eukaryota; Metazoa; Chordata; Actinopteri; Salmoniformes; Salmonidae
Gene: kdm6ba
Product: lysine (K)-specific demethylase 6B, a
Exons: 23
Coding region: 1147-7785 (2212 amino acids)
Biological process (GO): regulation of gene expression; heart development
Cellular component (GO): MLL3/4 complex
Molecular function (GO): chromatin DNA binding; RNA polymerase II cis-regulatory region sequence-specific DNA binding; histone H3K27me2/H3K27me3 demethylase activity
Source: RefSeq, a predicted model, not a curated record
AGGAGGAAGAUAAGAGCCCUUCCACAGAGAAGAGUGGGGGAAACAGUAUGCGUUUCAAUUGAUUAAGAACUGCGCAAUUUCCUAAUAGUCAUCGGCGCUUUGGUCCUGGUGUCCUCCUAACAUAUAUUGAUAUCUAAAGGCGUGUUUGGAUUGAACAUGCGUGUGGCAAACCCGCCCGCGGUGCACGCAUAGCCUAUACCGGCGAUUGUAGCAGCUACGUACGUGGCUUGGCGAUUUUGAAAAGGGUUGUUCAGUUCUUCUGCGAGAGGGCUGUACAUUCAUUUUGGAAGACGAUAUGCAAGAUGAAAGAUUACUGUACAGCUUUGAAACUGUGCAACAACACGAGCCUAAUUGGUAUGCCAUGCCCAUGGCUGAUUCUCUAAACGCUCUCAUCUCUCUCCCAAGCAGCGAUUUCAUAAUGUAUCUGCGUGUACAGUUUCUCCAAGCCGACAUUUUCUAAAUGGAUUAAGGAUUUUUGGCACAUUAUUCACCUAUUACUUAAUUUUGGGAACGGUUUUGGGGGGCUACGUGGCUGAACGAACGUCAUUCGUGUGGAAAGAAUAUGUAUUACGACGUUUUUCUUAAUGUUACAGUGUGCAGCAACGGCACCUCCCAUGAGAAAGCAGCAUGCACAAACAGCGGAACAAGGCUUAACAUGAUGGCACAGCCUUGGUAUGCUGUUGGCAUGGGCCAGCCUGGCAUCACCUGAACAAACAUUAGAGAUGUGAACCAGCAGUUAACAUCAUGGUCAGGGCUGUGCAGCCACAGCAGAGAGCCAAUCAAAAUGGAGUGUGGGAAUGGGGGGCUGUCUGGUCGGAGCACGCAGUUGGCCAGGAGGUGCAGACAGGAAGAGAGAGCGACUGAGAUGUGGUAAUAUGGUGGUCAACUGAAACUCCAACAUCCCUGCCACUGACCAGAUUGAAUACGUGUCAUACAGGGCUGAAGAGAUCCAAGAGAUGAUUGGCUGUAGAAGCUGAGACUCGACCAGACAGAGGAUCUUGAACUAGGUGCUAUUCUGAAAGGCUGUAUUGUAUUGGGCUGAAGACAGGCAGGCAGACAGACGUGUAGAGGGUCGUCCUUAGUGUUGUUGUGUGGCCUUCUCAGUGCUGCAGUGGAGGGCUUCACAGACUCAGCUAGUGUGGCUGGAUGCAUCACGCAGUAGAGCAGUUUGGCGGGCGUGGCACACGGGACUCCUUCCCUCUGGACGGACUCAGCCGGGGACCAUGGGCUCCCGUGGGCGGCCACGCCACCUGGGCGCCACCUGCCAGGUGUCCGCCAGGUGUCAAUCAACACCAGCUCCUACCCCAUCAACCGCCCAGUCACAUGGGUGGACUGAACCAUCCCAGUAAAUUCUUCAAUAGUGGGCCCAUGCAGGUGCGUGGCAGUGAGAAGCUGGAGCUGUCCCAGACCAUGUUACCUGGCCUCCAGAGAACGGACCAGCAACGCCUCCCUCCUCCCCCUCACAGGGCGUGGGAGCAGCUGUACGAGUCGCACCCCCCUCCCCAUCCAUCCGUACCCCUGCCCAGCAACCACGCACCCCAUCUGCCUGGCGGGUAUAGCGCCGGGCCUCCCGCCCACCUGCCCCCCAGGUCCAAUCAGCUACUGAAGUAUGGGGGUCCUCAGGAGCAGCAUGUUCCCAGGGGUCCAACAUCGCUGGGUGAUGAUAUGUGGGCUCAGGUGCAGCAGCAGAGGGGUUACCCAGGGAAGAUGUUGGGAGGGCAGCUGAAGAGACCGGCCCCCCCUCUCGGGGAGCACUCGGUCAUCCGGCACACCCCGCCCGCCUCCCUGCACCCCACCUCUCGCCCCAAUGAGGACUGCCCCAGUCCUAGCAAGAGGAAGAGGGGCUCUGAGCAGGUUCCUCACCCAGGCAUGCAGAGGUUCUCUGGCCCAGGAGGACACCCCCUGCCCCCACAGCAGCAGCCCCCGCCCCACUACCCCCCUCCUCCACCCAAACCUGCCUUCUGGAACCCCAUACACAAGGGGAAUGCCCCCUGGGCCCAUCCCGAACGCAAGAACGGGUCCUCUGAGUUCCAGGAGUCAGCCAAGUCAUGCAUGGGCGGCUACACAUACAAACCUCCUGCCCCCUCGCCCAUCUCCCCACCCCUCAUCUCCUCCCCGGGAGGCUACCCCCAGAGGCACAGCGGGCCCCACCCACCCGGGCCCCACCCACCCCACAAGCCCUCAUUCUCACCUCAGGCCCUCAAUCACCCCCCCCACAGCUCUCACCCGCUGUACCCCAAACAACCAGCCCUGCCCCGCAUGGAGAUGGAGCCCAGGGGAGGUCCUCCUACCCCCCAGAGGGGCCCUACCACUGGGGGCAGAGGAGUCAACAACCAACCCCCCUCUCAUCCUCCUCCUCCUCACCACCACCAACCUCCAGCAAGGGGGGACAGUAGGGAGCCCCCCCAACCUUCACCAGCAAACCACACCGGCGUGCCUUACAGCCACAACCCCCACCCCCACUUCCAGCCCCACCCCGGGCUGGGCCACACUUCCUCCCACCCCCCUGCCAGCAGCACCGCAGUACCUCAGCAGCACAACCCUACCACCCCCCACCACGAGGCCUGGAGGCCCCAGGGACAGGGUCAGGGCAGGCCACAAAGCAACCACCCCCUGGAGUCAGGUCACUACAGGGCAGGGCUGGUACCUCAGGGGCAGCAGAACCAGGUUGGGGAGACCCGAGGUCCCGCGCCUCUCCAACACUAUCAGCACCCCCAAAUCAGCCCCCCUCAGGUUCCUACCAGAACCCCAGUCAUCACCCCCACCUCCACCCCCCAGGCCCAUUGCUCACAGUCACACAACAACCGCUACACCAACAGUAGUAGUAUGACUGGACCUGCACUCUCCACUGUGCCCACAGCGCCACCUGCUGUGUGUUCAGUUAACACCACCAGUAGGAGAGGCAGGGAGACGAUGUCACUGCCCCACCAGUCCUCAGCUGCGUCUCAGCUGGAGAGAGACCCAGAGAGGGGCCCCAUCCACCCCAUGCUGCACCCAGGGUAUCAGGGAGCCCACGCGGGCACUGCCAGCCACCCACAUCGGGCACCACCCAGGCCCCAGCAGCAGCCCCCUAGCCAGCACCACCAACAGUCUGUCCAGGGGAAGUCUUACUACGGACGGCCUGAUCCUGAUGGCACUCCGGCCUCCUCCUCUUCAUCCUCCUCCUCUUCGUCAUUCUCAGGACACCAGAGGGCAGGGGAGAGUGUCAUCACCAGCAGGGGGUCUCACCCCAGCCCCCAGACGGCGGUCACUAGCUCGCCCCUGCACCGCCCCAUGCCCGCCCCCCAACCCCACACUGUCAGCUCUGCCCCUCAGCCAGCCCCCAACCCCCCCUACUCCAGACUCUGUGCCCAGCCUACACCCCAGGCCCCCCAGGCUACCACCACCUCAGCCCAGGGGUGUCCUCGUUCUCGACCCCAGCCACCUCCACCCUCAGCCCCCCAGUCCAUGGAGGAGGCUCUGGAUAAACUGGAUGCUGAGCUGCAGGGUCAUAUGCAGGCUGAGGAGAGAAGGAGGGAGAGAGAGCAGGAAGAGAGGAAGAGGAGGGAGUGGGAGAGAGAGCAGGGGAAGAGGAGAGAGAUGGAGAGAGAGCAGGGGAAGAGGAGAGAGAUGGAGAGAGAGCAGGGGAAGAGGAGAGAGAUGGAGAGAGAGCAGGGGAAGAGGAGAGAGAUGGAGAGAGAGCAGGGGAAGAGGAGAGAGUUGGAGAGAGCGGAAGAGGAGAAGAAGAGAAUAAGGGAAUGGGAAAAAGAGCAGGAGGAAAGGAAAAGGAGGGAUUUGGAGAGAGAGCAAGACAAAGAGGAGAGGAAGAGGAGGACGGAGUGGGCGAAAGAGGAGGAGAGGAGGAAGGAGGAGAUUAAGGGGAGAGAGGAGUCUGCCAUCGAGAGUCUGGAGAGACUCCUGUCCGGCAACACCUCCUCUGCUCCACCUCCUCCUCGGCUGUCCACUGUCUCCACCUCCUCCUUUGUCCCUCCCCCCAGCCAGUCAUCCUCCUCGCCCCCCUACCCCUGGCUGAGCCGGGGCGGGGCUCCCCCUUGUCCCCCAGGCCAGGCACCACCACCUCCGACUCCUCUGGAGAUGUCACGGCCGCCCCCUCUCACCCCCCAGACAGAGUACGCCAGGGAGAAGCAGAGGCAGAGAGAGAUGUGGGGGGAAACCCCCCCCUCGUCAUUACACACUAGUAACGUUACCUCAGGGAACAACGCCCUGCCCUCGUUGGGGCCCUCUUACCCCAACCACCCCUCAAAUAAGACCAUGAUGCAAGGUGCCCCCCGCCCAUCCAAAGACACCCCCCAUCCCAAGGAGAACGCUAGUCAGCAGGCCCGAGGAGGAGCGAUGGACGCUAUGGGUCCCCUCCACACCUCCAGCACUGUCACCCUCCGAGAGCCCCCCAAACUCUUCCAGGCGUUCCCCAGGGAUAGCCUACCGUCCGGGCCCAACACCUCCAGGACCAGCAGUAGCACCUCCAGCACAGGAGGCCUCCUCCACAAGCGCAUGCCCAGUGGAGGCCUAGGUAGCCUGGGUAGCAGCGUCAGCAGCAGCGGAGACUCCGACAGCGCCCAGUUUGAGGAGGAACCCUUGGAGCUCUCUACGUUACUCCCGGACGGUCUGGCCAACAUCAUGGCCAUGCUGGAUGAGUCCAUCAAGAAAGAGGAGGAAUCUCUGUACUGCAGCGACCGAAACGGAGCUAGAGAAAACAUCAUGAAUGCCUUCUCUGCUAUGCCACCAGUCAAGAGCUACCUGUGCGCCCCGGACCUCAUCCCAGCGCCCAAUCAGCAACCGCAGGACAACUUUGUUGGGACGAAUGUCCACGCGAGCCCCCCUGUACUAAGCCGGCAGGGCUCCCUGGCCUCCCCCUGCAGCCGGACCUCCUCCCUCAACGAGGAAGACGAGGAGGGUUGUCUCGCCCUGAAACCUGCUUUGGAGCUCCACAUGCCAGCCAUCCCCCUCAACUCCAACGCCCAGUCAGGGACUAACUACAGCCACAGCGACCUGGCUAAACUCUACGGUCUCCCAGAGCCCGUGAAGAGCGAGUGUGACGACGAAGAUGAGGAAGAGGAGUCGGAGACCCCUUCCAGUUCACCUCCCCCGCCCCAGAGGCCCCACCUCCACCAAACGGGGGUGAGCAGCACCCUGGCCGCUCUGGAGAACCAGAAGUACGCCUACCGAGGAGGUCCAUUUGGCCGCCCGCCCCCCUCUGCUCUUGGGGGACUGAAGUACUCCUCCUCCCUCUCUCUGGGUCCUGACAUCCAACAGCAGCAGAAUAGCACUUCCCCCACCUCGGAUUCCACCAAUCAUCCGGGCUUCACGCCGUCGUCAGCCCCGCCCCUAAAUAUCCGCCCACAUUCCCCCUCCAGCUGGGAGGCAAAGAGACAGGUCAAUAUCAAGAUGGAGGAGCCUGAUAUCUGGAGAGAUGGGAGAGAGGCCAUGGAGAAGAGGAUCCAUUCCUCAAGGGAAGAGUCAAAAUGUUAUCCCUCUACACAACUCAUCAAGAUGGAGCCUAAGGAAGAGAUGACGCUUACAACCAUCUCAGAGUCUUCUCUGGCCGAGCUGGGCCGAAGCUGUGAGGUUCUCCUGACCCGACACUCCAACUCCCUCCCUAGCAAGAACACCUCGGACAGGACCAAGACUGAGCUCAAACAGGAGGACAAGCCUGAGAGAGAGAGGGAACGAGACCGAGAGAAGGAGGAGAGGAAACACGGCAGCAGCAAGAAGCACAGGGAGAGGAAGAAAAAGCACAGAGAGAAACGAGAGGACAUGUCCUCCUCCUCCUCUUCCUCCUCCCACUCCUCUUCCUCCUCCCACUCCAGUUCUAAACGGCACAAGGAGGGCAAAGGUCACAGGGAGAAGAAGGACCACCGGCGGAUCCUCGGGAACCUGGACCUCCAGAGCAAGGAGAUCCGGGAGAAGGACCGCGACCGCUCCAACAUGGAGAGGAAGAGGAGGAAUGAGGCUGGGUCCACCAGCGACGGUGAACCCUCUGAAUGGGCAUCCCAUAGUAGAAGUGAAAGAAGUUCAGGAGUCAUGUCCUCUUCUCAGGACAGAGGGGCUGGAUCAACGCUGCAGGGUUCGGCUGCUGACUUCAUGAAGUUGAAGGCCCUGUCGGACGGGCCGCCCAAGGAGUUGAAAAUCAGGCUGAUCAAGGUGGAGAGCGGAGACAGAGAGACGUUCAUCGCCUCGGAGGUGGAGGAGAAGAGGACACCGCUGGAGGAAAUCAACAUCAAGAACACAGCCGCAGAGGUCAUCAGGGCCUGCAAGGGUGCGAGGGUGAAGGGGAAGUUUAGAGAGUCCUAUCUGCUCCCUGCGUUCUCUGUCAAGCCCAUAUUUACUACAGAGCCCCUCCCACGGGAGAAACUCAACCCUCCCACACCUAGCAUUUAUUUGGAGAGUAAGAGAGAUGCCUUAUCCCCUGUACUACUGCAGUUCUGUACUGACCCCAAUAACCCUGUUACUGUCAUCAGAGGACUGGCCGGGUCCCUACGACUCAACCUGGGUCUGUUCUCCACUAAGUCUCUAGUGGAUGCUAACUCCGAGCAUGCUGUAGAAGUGAGGACCCAGGUACAGCAGCCUGCUGAUGAGAACUGGGACCCCAGUGGGACGGGGCAGACCUGGCCCUGCGAGAGCAGCCGCUCACACACCACCAUCGCCAAGUACGCACAGUACCAGGCUUCAUCCUUCCAGGAGAGUCUGCAGGAGGAGAAGGGUAGUGAUGAAGAGGAUGAGGAAGACAAGGAGAAGAAGAGUAAGGAGACCAGCCCUGAGACAUCUAGCAAAGAACCCACAAGUAAAGACGCUACCAGUACCGAGCAGAAACCAGUGGGGAAGAUAAUCAAGUUUGGCACCAACAUUGACCUGUCAGACCCCAAGAGGUGGAAGCCCCAGCUGCAGGAGCUCCAGAAGCUUCCAGCCUUCAUGCGCGUGGCGUCCAGCGGUAACAUGCUGAGCCACGUAGGACACACCAUCCUGGGCAUGAACACUGUCCAGCUCUACAUGAAGGUCCCCGGCAGCCGCACGCCCGGCCAUCAGGAGAACAACAACUUCUGCUCAGUGAACGUCAACAUUGGGCCUGGAGACUGCGAGUGGUUCUCUGUGCACGAAAACUACUGGCCAGCCAUCAACGACUUCUGUGAAAAGCAUGGAGUGGACUACCUUACUGGUUCCUGGUGGCCUGUCCUGGAGGACCUGUACCGCUCCAACAUCCCUGUGUACCGCUUCAUUCAGAGACCAGGGGACCUGGUGUGGAUUAACGCAGGGACCGUCCACUGGGUCCAGGCUGUGGGCUGGUGCAACAACAUCGCAUGGAACGUCGGACCACUCAACUCCUACCAGUACCAGCUGGCCCUGGAGAGGUUUGAGUGGAACGAGGUCAAGAAGGUCAAGUCCAUCGUCCCCAUGAUCCACGUGUCCUGGAACGUGGCCCGCACCGUCAAGGUCACCGACCCCGACACAUACAAGAUGAUCAAACACUGCCUGCUGCAGUCCAUCAAGCACAUCCAGGUUCUGAGAGACCAGCUGGUAGCAGCAGGGAAGAAAAUCUCUUACCAGAGCAGAGUGAAGGACGAACCAGCCUACUACUGCAACGAGUGUGAUGUGGAGGUGUUUGACCUGCUGUUUGUGACGUCUGAGAGCGGCAACAGGAAGACCUAUGUGGUCCACUGUGAGGACUGUGCCCGCCAGAGGAACCCCAGCCUCUCCAACAACGUAGUGGUGUUGGAGCAGUACCGCAUGGAGGAGCUCAUGAGUACCUACGACACAUUCAACCUGACUGCAGCCCCGAGUGCACGGUGAUAAAGCUCCUCCCCCUCUGUCUCACAGCCAUAACCAAAACUCCUGCCAGACAGGACUAAACACACCUUUAAAAACUUUAUUUUAACCUUUUUUCCUUCGUUAUUUAAGAUAUUUUUACUACUACUAUUGCUAAUACUUGCCGAUCAAACAGCCAAUCGAAAACCAGUUUACUACUCAUCACUGGUUACAAAACCAAACACGCCAAUCAAACGCCAGUUGUUGCCGACGGUGUUCAUGAGCAGCGUUCUGGUUUCCGGAGGACUUGAAAAAACGGAAAGGCAGUUGGUGCUAGCUGCCAUUGUGAACAAGCAACAGAGAGUUGACAGUUGUUAUCAAUGGCAUGAAUUUAAUUAUUUCUGGAUUUCUUCGAUUUUUUUUUUGUCAUCUUGAAUACUGAAAUUUGUAAAUGCUGUUUUGUAUUUUUUGUGGGGUGCUGUUUUUUUCUAAAAUAAUGUAUUUUCUUUUUAAGACUAGAUCAGCCCUAGAUAUAUACCACAUUGGCCUUGUGACUUGAAUUUAGAAGAUAAAUAAGAUGGAAAAUACUAAGAGAUAUGAAUUUUUUUCUCAAAGCAUUAAGAAUAAGAAGAGACAAAAAAAAUACAAUUGUUUGAAAUGCUUAGAAACAUACGGGUUUUAACGUCAUUUUAGUUUUUUAGUUUUGUCUUUCUUACUCUUGUAUGUGUUGUAAAUCUUAUGUUUUUACAAAUGUAUAAUGUUUAUUUCCACGGGAGAGGGAAAGAAGAGUCAAUUGUCACAACUCUUUAGGAAUACAUCAGGUCUUUGUUUUAAUGAAUUGCUUCCAUUUUGCAGCAUUGUGUUGUACCUCUGAUUUAUAAUUUUUUUCUUCUGGAUUGUACAUUGUUCUUUUUUUAUUUAAAAUGUUUCUUCUAUUUAUUGGAUGUCAAUGUUCUCCCCUUGUUUUUAUUAGGGUUGUACAAGUUUGAACGUUUUUUUUAAUGGUGAUUCUGAGUCCUCUGUAACAACUGAAAUGUUGUGUUACGGGAGGACAAGGUUUUCUCUGGUGCUUCUUCUGGUUCUAUAUAUAUAAAUGAUAUUUCUAAUGAAUAUAACUUACACCUUUCCCGGUAGUUGCUAGGAUCCACAGCCGAGGUAGAGUUGACUAAUGGAAUACUGUCUUUGUAAUGCGUGGGGGAAAUUGUAAUUUUGUUUUCCAUUCUUUUUAGGGGGCUUUAGAUGAAAUGAUUUUUAAAAAUAUUAUUAUAAUUAUUAUUAUAAUCUGUUGGAAUAUUGAGUUAUGGGAUAGAAAGGUGCUACAGUUUUCGGAUGAAAUAUUUUUGUUUUUUCCUUAAGAUAAAUUAUAUUUUUCCUGUUGCAAUAUACCUUUUUCCUUCU